Messenger RNA from Cydia fagiglandana, 4179 nucleotides. RefSeq names its product calpain-A-like. Gene Ontology annotation, cellular component: cytoplasm. Gene Ontology annotation, biological process: proteolysis. Lineage: Eukaryota; Metazoa; Arthropoda; Insecta; Lepidoptera; Tortricidae. The record is from RefSeq and is a predicted model, not a curated record. Gene Ontology annotation, molecular function: calcium-dependent cysteine-type endopeptidase activity. The coding region runs from base 190 to 2283 and encodes 697 amino acids. The transcript has 17 exons.
CGAGCGCCGAGCACGGACGUGCCGCCGCGAGUGAAGUGCAUCACGAGAAACAAGUGAAGUGAACAACAGUGAGUUACUGUGUUUUAUGCCUAUUGCUGUUGUAGCCGCCGCUGUUUAUGUACACACUGGUAACGCGGCGAUGCGGCGUCAGCGGCGCGCGCACUCGGCGCGGCUGACCUGCGGCGCGCCAUGAGGAAGUUCAUGCGCACACGCAGCGCCGCGCCCGCGCCCCUCGCCCCGCUCCCGCCUCCCGCGCAGUACCCCGCCAAUGGGCUGAACGGCCACACCAAGACCAACGGCCACGCCAAUGGCGGGCCGCGGCGCGACGACCACUCCACCCUCUCCAGGUCCAGCAGGUACUGGGGCGGGUCGGGCGCGGGCGCCGAGCUGUGGGAGGACCCCGACUUCCCGGCCUCGCCGCGCUCUAUCGGUGAGCGCGCCUCCGGCCUCACAUGGAGGCGGCCUCACGAGCUGAGCUCCGCCCCACUGUUCCUGAGUGCGGAGGCGGAGGACGCGGCGUGGGAGGUGGAGGUGGGCGCCCUGGGCUCCGGCGCCCUCUGCGCCGCGGCGGCCGCGCUGGCGCCCACGCCGCGCCUGCUGGCGCGCGUAGUGCCACCACAAUCCUUCAGGGACCACUACAGGGGCGCCUUCACGUUCCGCUUCUGGGUGUUCGGCGCGUGGCGCGAGGUGGUGGUGGACGACCGGCUGCCGUGCCGCGGCGCCGUGCCGCGCCUGCUGGCCUCCACCGCGCGGCAAGGCGACUUCACGCUGCCGCUGCUCGAGAAGGCCUACGCCAAGCUGUACGGGUCGUACGCCGCGAUGCACGCGGCGGGCGCGGCGGCCGAGGGCACCGCGCGAGCCCUGCAAGAACUGACCGGAGGGAUAGUCCAAUCCUUCUCCCUGCAGCGGCAGCCGCAGCCGCUGACGUUGCAAGUGCUGCACUCAGCGGCGCCGCGCUCCACCAUCAUCGUCGCUACUCCUAGCGAAAAGGAGUCAACAUGGCGGCGGCGCUCGGGGCUGGCGUCGGGGCAGGCGUACGUGGUGACGGGGCUGGCGCGCGUGCGCGGCGGCGCGGCGCUGGUGCGCGUGCGCGGCCGCGGCGCGUGGCGCGGCGCCUGGGCGAGGGGGAGCGCCGAGUGGAGGGCCUUGACGGAUGUGGACAGAGACGCGUUGGACGCAAGAGCCCUACAUCCCGAUGAGUUCUGGAUGUCCUUCUCCGACUUCGCUUGCGUGUUCGCGCGUUUGGAGCUGGUCCAUGUUGGCCCUGAUGACUGGAUGCGAGAGCCGGCGCUCCACGCCAGGAGACCUUGGAGGGCUGUGCUGGCCAGGCGCAGGUGGAGGCGGGGCUUCAACGCGGGCGGACCUCCUGAGGCUACAGAGACGACCGGCACGAACCCGCAGUUCCACGUGUCGAUACCGGGCUGCGCGGGCGCCGGCAAGUGCCACGUCGUGGUGUCCGUGCUGCAGCAGUACUGCCCGCGCGGACGGACUAGGUUAAAGGCGGUCGGGUUCGCUCUAUACGAGCUCCCUCCAGGUGGCACUGCGCCGCGCUCGCUGACAGGCCUGCGCGCCCUCGACGUGACGCACUGGUCGCGCGCGCGGGAGGUCGCCACCUUCUUCACGCUGCCCGCGGGCGAGUACCUGCUCGUGCCGCACACGAGGCGAGCCCACACCGAGGCCGCCUUCCUGCUGAGGGUGCUGACCGACCAGCAUGCUGAUAUAUGGGAGGUGAACGAGGACAACCUGAUCGUGCGCAGCAUCAACGCCGAGUUCCCGGACGAGCGGCAGCCGAUACCACCGGAGUUGCGGGCGACGCUUGUCAAGCUGUUCGGAAAGGAGGAAGUAGAAGAGGUGGACGCCUCGGAGCUGCGCUCGGCCCUGCGGCGCAGCGGGUGCGGGGGUGUGCCGCUGGCGCUGUGCCGCUCGCUGGUGGCGCUGCGCGACGCCCGCGUGGCGGGGCGCAUGCGCGCGGCGGAGGUGCCGGCGCUGGCGCGGCUGCUGGCGCUGUGGCGCGGCGUGUGGGCGCGCCACCAGCGCUGCGGCGCCGCCUCCGCCUACCGCGCGCGCGACAUGCUGCGCCAGGCCGGCGUGCACGCCAGCAACAAGGUGUUGGAAGGCUGCGUGGUCCGCUUCGCACCCAAGGCGCAACUGGCGGCCGAUGCGUUCCUGUUAGCACUUGCUAGAAUUCACCUCGCGCACGAACGUUACCGCCUCCUCGACACGAAGCUGAAGUCCAAUCCUCUCUCGUUGGAAGAGAUGAUCCUGAUGACGAUCUACUCGUGAUCGCGAGGCGCGCGUGUUGUUGGACCCGCAGUUGUCGGUGUCUCCUGAGGCGCGUGUUGUUGGACCCGCUGUUGUCGGUCUACUCGUCAACGCGCAUGUUGUUGAGCCCGCUGUUGUCUGUUGCGGAACCUUUAUGUUUACUUAUUUUAUUUGUUUGUGCGACUGCAGUAUGCUAGGACGAUUUCCCACAAAAAUCCAGGAACCGGUACCAGUCCCACUCCUUAAAAUCCGGUUCGAAGGACCUCCACGACAUAAAAUAAGAAAUAACUACUUGCAAACUAAGAAAUUGUGGUGCAAACAUCUACAUAUUUAUCCAAUUGUUAUCAACGAGAAGCCUGUGGCGUAUCUCCUAAUGGAGAGAUACAUAUAUUUAUCUAUUACUUCUCUACAAUCUUGACUUCUAAACAAUCACGAUAUUGUUGUUUAUAGCUAACAUAAUAAUAACAUUCGUUCAAUCGUCCCUCUCUUGCUCAUAUCGGUGUUAGACAUAACCUCCUGAGUCCCGGAGGCUGUUAUCCCCGUAGGCCAGAUGGCGCUGGCAGCCGCCGCAAGUGGAUGCGUUCCGUUCUACGAGGCCGUGCCGUACAGUCAACGGUAAAAAUAUGGGUGUAGGCAACUUACUCAAAAAUAUGUCCCAUAGUUCUUAUUUCACUGACAUAAGAGUUAUGGGACAUAUUUUUGAAAUGAUUUGUACACCCAUAUUUUUACCGUUGACUGUACAGCCGCGAUCGUGGCCCGCCAAUGGACUCGCCCGAAGAUCAGCGCCGACUCUCGGGUCAGCAUUAUGCUGAGGUGAGGCGAGCCCAUUUCGUGGUAAACUAUAUAUGUACUUACUUAUAUGUUUAAACCUUAUGAUGUUACUUUUGUUGUAUGUACACUAAGUUUAUCACGAUAUCACGAUUUUUGAUUUAUCGUGGCCUUACUUUAAAACUAAUGCAAUUUUAACUUUUAUUUAAUAAGAUAAUAAAGUUCCAAAUUCAAAAAUAAAACUGAAUCUUCUGGGUUUUAGGAGGGUACUGCAUGUUUUUUGAAUGUUUCUGUGGUAAAUCGGCCGGCGCUGCGUGUGCGCACGCUAGGUGUAUGAGCGGCGACCAAAGACCAAUCCGUCCAAACCGUGUACAGUACAAACGUAAACGUGCACUUCGCUGCACUCACUUGUGAUAUACUUAAGUAGGCGAGGCGGGCGGAUUUAAUACCAUAAGUAGUAUUAUAACAAAAAUAACUGUGAGGUUAAUACCUACUGUGUAGAUUUGCCAAGAGUUUCCACUAAAUAUUCCUUCCAAAAUUUCCUCUUUUCUUAUCUCCACUGAGAUGAAAAACAGGCAAAGGAUCGCUAAAACAAAACUAAUUUCACAACACGCCGAUUUUACGAGUUUACGCGCGAUAUGUACAAAUUCAAAACUCGAAUGGCUAUAAUCCGAUGAGAUGAGUGCCUAUGUGUACUAUGUACGUGCGAAAUCGGGUUGUCGAUGUCGAUUAUACCUAGUUACAGUUUUAUGUUAGCGACUAUACCUCGGGCUAUUUGUCAACUGUGUCUGUAUCUCACUCCCUCUCUAACUUCACAAAGAAAUAUAUUUUUCUUAACUCUUAUUUAUAGCAUGAAGACCUCAAAAAAGAAUAUAACAGCUAUUAGCCUGCCCGCCAUUCCUACGAGACGCUAAACGUAUUGUACCAACGAACACACACUCGAGUAGCCAUUUCCGACCUUAUUGCUGCGAAAUAAAAACCUCAAAUGGCCACUUGAGUGUGCCUUCGACCUAAUAAGUUAAGAUAAUAUUGUUAUAGAAUGAGAUAUUAUAUCUGGCAGUUAUAUUUAUUGCUGUAUUUAAUAGAAUAGAAGUUUCAAAUGUUCAUGUGCAAUUUAAAUUAUUUAUUAAAGAUUAUUUUCAAACAACU